Talaromyces atroroseus is the source of this 2238-nucleotide messenger RNA. RefSeq lists its product as hypothetical. Gene Ontology annotation, biological process: DNA-templated transcription; positive regulation of transcription from RNA polymerase II promoter by galactose. NCBI's taxonomy places the organism in Eukaryota, Fungi, Ascomycota, Eurotiomycetes, Eurotiales, Trichocomaceae. The coding region runs from base 1 to 2238 and encodes 745 amino acids. The transcript has 2 exons. Gene Ontology annotation, molecular function: zinc ion binding; DNA-binding transcription factor activity, RNA polymerase II-specific; RNA polymerase II cis-regulatory region sequence-specific DNA binding. The record is from RefSeq and is a predicted model, not a curated record. Gene Ontology annotation, cellular component: nucleus.
AUGAACCCCCGCCCCAUUGACCAGACUCCCUCACGGCUCCAGUCGCCUCUGCGUGCCCGCCAGAAACGCAGCCAAGUUUCGAGGGCAUGCGAUUGGUGCCGCCAACGAAGAAUCAAGUGCGACAGCUAUUCCCCCUGCACCAACUGCAAAGCGAGAGGUGGCAACUGUACAAAGGACGCCGCAGAGAUCACAUCCCUCCCGCGCGCUUACCGAGAGAUCGAAGCCCUGAGACGCCAAGUCGAAGACCUCCAGGGCGAACUGCGGAAACAAAGGGCUGAAAGGGAAAAUGAUGUGUCUUCGCUUUCAAUCAAUAUAUCCACUCCCGAAUUAUCCGUCUCUGAAAGCAUAUGCUCUGAACAGGAUGAGGCAAGAAAAACGGUUUGGGAAGGCAUCCAUCUCAGGACUGCACGCUCCGCCAAUGAAACAUGGUAUGGACCGUCGUCACUCUUCUCUUUCAUGGGGCGCAUCGCCAAUUUCUUGAGCCUUAAUUUUGAACAGGCCCAUUCACAUGACCAAAUGCUGCCUGAUUCAGUAAGCAGGCGGCUUUCUGGGCCGCUGCUAGGCCCUGAACACGACUCCAGCCGUAACCAUUCGGAAUCUCAAACGAAGAACACAGUCGCAACUGGUGCAUAUUUAACUCCGACACAAGAAGAAUACUUUCUUGAUCUAUAUUGGAACGCUUACCACACGUCGCUGUUCCCUAUUCUCGAUGAGAGCGAGUUUAAGCAGCAUUAUCGGUCAUUAUGGACAGCCUCAGGGAAUACUCGCAGUGAUUCAGCUCUUGUUGAUAUUGUGGUUGCCCUUGGCAUGCAGUACGGAAUUUCCAUGCUCCCUACUAUGAGGCAACAGCUCGUCGUGGAUGAUAACGACGCCACUAUCGCUGGUCGGUGGUAUUACCGAAGGUGUCAGACUCUCCUUGCCUACGAGUUGGAAAGUCCUACUUUAGCAACCUUACAAUGCCACUUACUUUCCACGGUAUACCUAUGCUGUGGGUCUUUUCAAAACAUGGCUGAUAGCACCUGUGCGAUGGCUGUCCGUGCAGCUCACAUGCUUGGUCUCCAUUUAGAACCCCCGCAAAGCAUGCCUCGGAGAGACCGAGAGAUUCGCAAGCGCGUCUGGUGGGCACUCUGUUCUUUAGACAGCAAAAUCGGCAUGAAGCUUGGACGCCCAUUUCUGCUCCACCAAUCUAAUACGACACCAACUUUACCGGGCGACGACGUUGAGGUCGCCAUGCUGUCAGGAUCUAGCUUUGCCCCUCUUGGAGACAACGCUACCUGGCUUAGUUUCAAUCUGCAAAAUACGAAAUUAUUUUUAGCUGCUCGGGCGGCUUACACGGCUUUCUUUGACCGAGACUUACCUUUACAGAACGGGCAGACUAUGUGGGAUGACUUCAAAGUCCUGGAAAACCAAGCGCAAUUUCUUCAACCAUUUGUCGAGAGACUUGAACAAUGGACAGAAGGCGUACCUAGUACACUCACAACAAGACGUAAGGACGGUGGCCGGCCAUUUGCCAACGACGGCACGGCCCUGGAAAUUGAACAGUUUGCGCCUCUCUGGCUGCAAAGACAACGCAUCAUACUUGAGUUGAUGUAUCACAACCUAAAUGCCAACAUACUCCGCCCUUUUAUCUCGUUUGUCCCUACUCCGUCGUCUACGCUCGCAGAAGAGAUGGCCUUCAGAUGCGCUCGUCAUGCUAUAGCUCUGACCAACAUUACACACCAGGCCCUGUCAUCAACAACGAUUCUAUCAGGCUGGCAUGAAGCCUUCCAAUGGCAAUGGAACUCGGCAAUGACUCUUGUUGGCUUUGUACUGGCGUACCCUCAGAGCCCAUUUACCGCUGCUUCCCGGAGCGCCAUCGCGCUCUCAGUGUCUGUUUUUGAUAUUUUCGGUAAUAGCUUUGCAGUUGCCGGCAGUGCAGCUAACAUUGUACGGAAUCUGAUCACAAAGAUCGACUUUCUCGCUAAACGUGCUUGGCACAACCAGUAUGUCUCCAACACCAAGGAGGCCUCCAAUCAAGAGAUGGUGCCCCCCAGCAUUACGGAAUUGCACGCAGAGCCGUUAAUGAAUAACGGCUCUACGGUUUUUCACACAGGGGAUGCUGGGACCCUGGAAUUCAAUGACCUGACUAUGGAGUCGAUGCAGGACGUGCUUCAUAUGGCAUUUGAUAUUGACCAGUGGAGCGAUCUCAGCGGGCUUUGGCCAGGAGUAGGCGCCGGUGGAAAUACUGUGCGGGAUUGA